AACUUUAAAGCAACAAAAGAUGUUAUCUGCAAUUUUAGUUGUUUUAAGUCUUGACGUGACGUCAGUGCUUAAGUGCAUAGUUUCCUGAUGAAUUCUAAUUGCAAAUUUUGUGAUGUGUAUUUAUGUGUUGAGUAAUUUGGUUUUUACUAUUUAAUAAUUCACAAUUUACGUUGACUAGUCAUCUGGCUAUAUUAUUGUUUUGUUAUAUUUUUGUUUUUAAAUAAGCUGCCUAGUGCCAAAACACAGAACAAUACAAUUAUUUAUUGACAGAUUAUUGUUGAAAACAGAAUUUUUUUUUAAAUAAUGUUUUUUCCUAAACAUUUAUACAUAUUUUUUGCAUUUUUAUUGCCAGGCAUAGCAUUUGACACUUUACACUUAAAAUGUGAAGUGUGUUGUCGUCUUGUCGAAGAAAUACAACGUAAUGUUAGUUCUGUGGAUCCAGCAAAUAUUGUGCAAGUUUCUAAUUUUCGGUUGGAUGGCAAUGGUGACCAAAUAAAACAGACUGUUCCAUUAGCUCGAUCACAAUUGUAUUUAACAGAGGUAAUGGAAUCUGUGUGCGAAAAGAUGAAUGAUUAUGUACGAGCUACAUUUAAGAAGAAUGGUACCUUGACAGUUAUGCCAUUGAUACUAGAUGGCAAAAUGAAUCCGUUGAUGAGUGAGGUGGACGUGGUUCAAGAUUCUGAUCUGAACAAAAGUUUACAGUAUUAUUGUGAAGACAUUGUCGAUGAUAUUGAAGAAGAUCUCAUAAAUAUUAUUAAGUCUGAAGAUGAUGAUCACAUUGUUCAUUCCAUUUGUACUAAUGUUAUGCAAUUGUGUCCAACAAAAAAUAAUAAAGUAGAAUUAUAACCAAAAGUUAUUA
This is a messenger RNA of Myzus persicae (green peach aphid), 859 nucleotides long. RefSeq names its product protein seele (gene sel). NCBI's taxonomy places the organism in Eukaryota, Metazoa, Arthropoda, Insecta, Hemiptera, Aphididae. The transcript has a single exon. Gene Ontology annotation, cellular component: endoplasmic reticulum. Bases 304 to 846 code for a protein of 180 amino acids. The record is from RefSeq and is a predicted model, not a curated record.